AAAUUAUAUUUGAGAUUAUUUUAUUCGUCCAGCCUCGUUCUCAAUGUAAACAAACACGCCCACUUUUUGAAUGGAUAUUUGUUAAUUUGUUUCUUUGGGUUGUAUUAUAUCAACAGUGUACGCAUAUGUAUGAUUAUUGACUACACGGCCAUGAUCCUAAUCAUCAUGGGGGUUAGUGGGUGUGGAAAAUCCACAGUGGGAGAGGCCCUUUCUAACCAGCUUGAAUGGACACUUCUUGAGGCAGAUGACUUUCACUCAAAAGCAAACAAGGAUAAAAUGUCCAGGGGAAUCCCGCUAACAGAUGGUGACAGGGAACCUUGGCUAAUAGACAUACAUAAUCAUAUCAAACAGCUAGUCAGUCAGAAUCAGCAUUGUGUAGUGACAUGCUCAGCAUUAAAACAAUCAUAUAGAAAUAUCCUCCUUUAUGGAACACAUCACGGACAGCAACACAACAGUGCAAUUGAUGACCAAUCAGCACUGAAUACAACUUUUGUUUACCUAAAAGGAUCAAAGGAGAAACUAAUCAAACAAAUUGAGACACGAAAAAAUCACUUCAUGCCUGUAACCUUAUUGGAUUCACAGCUAGCUACUUUGGAGGAACCUACAGAAUGUAGACAUGUUGUGAUGAAUAUUGAUAGAAAGAUAGAAGAUAUUGUUUCAUCACUAGUUGACUAUGUCCAUAGUAUUGAAUAACAUUCACGUUCAAAUGACCACCUUCAAGUUGCCAAUUGAUUGAUUAUAUUGACACAGUUCUAAGACCUGAUAUCUCUUCUGAAAUACAGAUAUUGCAAUUGAAAAAUUUCUGUAUCAACACACUUGUGUGAUAAAAUAUUGCAUGUUAAAAAAUCUUUUUUUUGUAAUGUUUUUAAAACGUAAUAAUAGUAUCAAAUUCUUUGUAUAUCAUUGAACAACACUUUUAUUCCAACAACUGACUCAUGAGGUUCAAUGUUAAAAACACAAU
Messenger RNA from Owenia fusiformis, 961 nucleotides. Lineage: Eukaryota; Metazoa; Annelida; Polychaeta; Sabellida; Oweniidae. The record is from the annotation of a GenBank genome assembly.